Messenger RNA from Aspergillus alliaceus, 597 nucleotides. RefSeq lists its product as uncharacterized. The coding region runs from base 48 to 317 and encodes 89 amino acids. The record is from RefSeq and is a predicted model, not a curated record. The transcript has a single exon. NCBI's taxonomy places the organism in Eukaryota, Fungi, Ascomycota, Eurotiomycetes, Eurotiales, Aspergillaceae.
GUUGGAGUCACAAAAGGGUCAAAUGUUUCUUGAAGACAUACAUACCUAUGAGAGUCCACCGUCGCCUCUCGAUGAUCAUCGCAGGUUGGUUUGUUGGUUUGCCCCUCUCUUUCUCUUCCACAGCCUAUCUCCAUUUUUCCCCCUCCAUCCUUUCCUUGCACGUUAUCUGCAUCAUGAACGCACUGACCUUUGUUGUAACGUCCGCCUCUUGGAAGUUCAAAAAAUAUAAAUAUAAAAUUCAAAUGAAACCACGAAAGCACAGAGACUAUUUUCCUCAUGUAGUCAUUUGUUGUUCCCCUCCUGACUCCUGCGGUUAAUUACUAGUCAUCGUCAAGCCAUUCUCCUGCCCUUUUAAGGCACUACGGCCGAAUAGGAGGAUCCCCACAUCAUCUUCCCCCCUCCGAGGUUAUUGCCUAGUACAGACUUGUAUGUACCUACAGCGGACGUACCUAGCUAGCUGUGGUUUUGAAAGAGAGGAGCUUCCGUUGCGCUUCCGUUUCCCCCUUUAAGCUCCUUGCAUUGUUCGGGAUAAAAUCAGUCAAUAUUAAACAAGUAACAAGCACAACUCAGAGAAGAUUUCUAGCAGGAAGGGGACGG